ACGCAGGAUAGUGACACUGAGGUUUUUAGACAGCACCAGAUCACAAAUCAUCAGAGUUGCUGAAAGGAGGCGUGGUUUCAUGUCUGUUUAUUAAAGGGGGUAACUGCAUCAGCGGCAGAGCCAGGCUGCUGACCUUGAGUACCAGCUGCAGCUGAAGUUUGGACAUUUUUAUUUUUGCCUGCCAGGAACUGAGAUAAUACGAAUGAGAGGUUUAUCAGAGGGAUUAUGUGGAGUGUGACCAGGCCACUGCUACAGGAGUGUACACUCGCCUGCUACAGACUGCUCUCAGCCAUGACACAGGCGGUUCCUCCGAUCCUCUCCAUCACCCCGAGUCGGGCUUUGGUUGAUGAGAAAUUUCAAGUGUUGGUGGAGAAUCUUCCUCCAGGAUGUCCGGUAACCCUCCACUCCCUCCACCACUCUGAGGACAAGGACGACUGGGAGGCAUAUGGUCACUACGUCAGCGACCACAGAGGCGUCGUAUCAGUUACCGAGGAUUUGAGUUUUGGAGGCACGUAUACGGGAAAAGAGCCCAUGGGCUUGCUGUGGAGCAUGCGGCCGGUCCCAGGCAGCCGCGAAGGCCUCAGGUUAAGGAAGAUAAACGUGUGCACACCAAUGCUGGUCAACAUCUCAGUCCACAGUGGACACGAGGACUUCAGGGACCGGACCCCUCUGGCAUCAGCACUCGCAGAGAGAUGGUACAUGGCUCCUGGUGUCAAGAGAAUUGAUAUUAAUAAGCAAGGAGUGCAGGGGACCCUGUUUAUACCACCAGGUCCUGGACCCUUCCCUACGCUGCUAGACAUGUGGGGAGGCGGUGUAGGGCUGCUGGAGUAUCGCUCUGCCUUAUUGGCAUCUCGUGGUUACGUUUCUUUCUCGCUGGAUUACCUAAGGUCUGAACACCUGUCAGCAGAUGUAGAGUUUAAGUACUUCGAGACAGCAUUUAACAUUAUUAGGAACCAUCCUCAAGUGAUACCAGACAGAGUUGGAAUUCUUGGUAUUUCCCUGGGCUCCACGGUGGCCUUCAACUUAACAGCCUACAGCACCAUUAUUAAGGUAAACGUGCCUCGCUGCAUUGUUUGCAUCAGCAGCAAUCACUAUCACCCACCUGGGACCACCCUGAAGGCCGGGUUUAAAAUACUAAGCAAGUACGUACUGUUGACUGUUUGUCAUGAAAAUUUAAUGAUAAUACAAAUUAUUGUUACUAAUAUGUAUCAUAGGCAUUUUCACAAGGCACAUUUCGAUGAGAACAACUAUAUGAGCUGGAGAAGUUUUGGUCUGGAUCUUAUCGCUGACCCCUCAAACAACGUGGAAGUGGGGAGAAUUAACUGCCCGAUGCUGCUGGUUAAUGGCUGUGACGAUCAGAACUGGCCUACAGUGGAGACAGCGGAGGAGGUGGCCAGGUUGUUGCGUGAAGGUGGAAAGGAACACCUGCUGAGCAGAUUAGCGUAUCCGGGUGCUGGACACCUGAUUGAGCCGCCAUUCUCUCCUCAUUUUAGAGCUACGAAGUUUAUCAUACUAAACAGUAAAAAGAAGGUGAUAUUACUGUGGGGAGGACACACUAAAGCUCAUUCAGAUGCUCAGGAAGACUCCUGGAGGAAGAGCUUGAGUUUUCUGCAGCUUCACUUGUACCAUAGCCCGAGUGUUAAAGCAAAACUGUGAGAGUCACAUGAUGUCGAAUCACUGGUGUGAUAUACUGACCAUGGUUUCAUUCUGCAACUGCUUUACUUAGAUGAGUCAGGCUAUGUCCACACGUACGCAGGUAUUUGUUAACACUAGGAUUCUGUGUCAAAAAAGCUCAAAGUGUGUUGUUGUUUCAAUGCAGGCAUGAAGCCAUAAUAAUUUUAUAACCAUAUUUCUUAUUAUGAACCUUGCUUGAUUAUGUAAGCUCAUAGUGAGUACGUGUUUUCCCCCCAUAUCAUUAGUCUAAACUGUUGCUUUAAGACCCUAAAAACACCUUUCAUCCAUACACAGUACUUUCAAUGCUAAGAAAUAUUAUUAUAUACACUACAUACAUACUUUCACUGAUAUUUUCAGUAAUUUUAUUCUAUUUAAGACAGUGUAUUAUUGUCUUAAUGUAAUUGUUUGACUAAUUAACCUCAGGUGAAGCCAUGGUUGCCCUCCAGACAACGAGAAAACAAGUAGCUAUUGUACGUAAUAGGCAGUUAAAUAAAGAAAACAACAAAAUACAUAAAGCCGUGAGAGAAAGAACUCUUAAAGAUACCUGGAAAAGAAGAGAAGAUAAACAGAGACCAUAGAGUCCAGCUAGCUUAAACACCAAUGCUAGCAACUCAAGCCAACCAGACACAUAAAAAGAAAAGUGUCAGUAUGGCUCAAAGUCAUGUGACACGAAAGCGGUUUGCAAUACUUGAUUCACCGCGAUAUGGAUCUCUCAGCAAAGUGCAAGGAUCUCCAAAACAGAUUGAGAUGUAUGGAUCUCAAAAGGAAGUGAAGGAAAGGAUACGGUCAGGUUUGUGAAACAGCUACUUCAAGAAUGAUAGUGACGUUCCUCAAUGCAGCAAUAAAAGAUAAGAUUAUAGAGCAAGCAUGGAGCCAGAGACAGGUCUUCUUCCAAGAUAAACGGAUCUUCUUCAAUCAAGACUACACUCCCAAUGUAGAAAAGAGCUAAGGUUCACGAAAUCAUAAAACAACUAAAAUAAAAAGAAAGUGCAGGCGAAAUGUCUGUACCUGGCAGAAGUGAAAAUUAAAUUGGAUACCACAGAGAAGACCUUUGCAACACUAACAGAGGCUGCUGAAGGAGCUCGAAGUCAAAAUGCGCUGCAGAGAAAGAGGGGCACGGAGCUGUCAACACAUUGUUAGAUAGUUAAAUAUGUUUAUUGUUUAAAUAAGGGAAGCAUAUAUUAUUGUACAGAGAUUAUGACUUAUUUACAUUUUGUAAAUUAUAAUGUAAGCAGAAUCAUUAACCCAAUCAAGAGAAAAAAAAUUUAAAUGUGUAUGCCCAAAAUGAAGACUGCACUUUUUAAAAGGGAUUGCACCUUUUGUGGCAGAUAAAGGAGGAGGAAUUAUACUCAGGGGAGGAGAUUUUAAUUUGUACUCUGAAGACUAAACUAGACAUAUUACUGGUAAUAAUAAAACCUCAGUCCAAAAUGACCUACUAGGCAUGAUGACUGAACUGGAA
Messenger RNA from Maylandia zebra (zebra mbuna), 3133 nucleotides. Its product is annotated as peroxisomal succinyl-coenzyme A thioesterase. The record is from RefSeq and is a predicted model, not a curated record. NCBI's taxonomy places the organism in Eukaryota, Metazoa, Chordata, Actinopteri, Cichliformes, Cichlidae. Gene Ontology annotation, biological process: fatty acid metabolic process; acyl-CoA metabolic process. Gene Ontology annotation, molecular function: fatty acyl-CoA hydrolase activity.